This is a messenger RNA of Acanthosepion pharaonis, 3207 nucleotides long. NCBI's taxonomy places the organism in Eukaryota, Metazoa, Mollusca, Cephalopoda, Sepiida, Sepiidae. The record is from the annotation of a GenBank genome assembly.
AUGAUGCGUUAUAAGACAAGUAGGACACUUCUGGUGCAGGGUGCUGCUUUGAAAUACAUGACGACAACAAUACCUCAUAUAAUAACUAUAUUUAGUCCUCUAGAGCUCAGUAAACUACUAGUUGAAUUUUUUGACAAUAUGCAACCUGAAAGACUGUCCAAGCAAAAAAUGAAGAGUAUCAAUGAUUUAGUUCAUAGUGAAUUGUUUAAACGAACAGAUUGUCGGCAAAUUUUGCUUCCUAUGAUCCUAUCCCACACAGCUGUUCUUUUGGAGAAUGAACGGGAAAUGGAGGGAUGUGCUAUGGUACUUAAUGACAUAAUGGACAUAUUCUAUCAUACGAGAAAUGAAAAUGAUCUGUCAACAAUGAUUCAGCGCAUGUUACGGACAGUGAUUCAGACAGUUAUACGAAUGGAUUGGGAAAAGGAUCUUGUUGGCAAUUUUGUUGCUGUGAUGAUGGCAAUUCUCAGCCAGAUGACGGAACAUCACUACAAAAUUUACAUUGAGUCUUUCCCUUACAGAUGUGAUCUACAAGAUUUCCUUACUGAAAUUCUCAUGGUUCUCCGUAAUUUAAUUACCAAGAAUGUUUACAGAGAUGACUGGAACGACAUGAUUCUUUUGCAGAACAGCAUUAUUCUGCGUGCGCUAAGAUUUUUUGCUCAUACAAUCAAUGAUGAAUUCUCCAGCCCUUUUCUUUAUGAGCUCUGGAAUAGUUUCUUCUUCUGUGCAGUUUCAUUCCUCACCCAAGAACCUCUGCAGUUGGAAAAGUUUUCUGCUAAUAAACGGACAAAAAUUAUUUCAAGGUAUAAAGACAUGAGACGCGAGAUGGGAUUUGAAAUUCGAAGUAUGUGGUUCAAUCUUGGUCAAAACAAAUCCAGCUUUAUUCCAGGACUUGUAGGUAAAAUUUUGGAAAUGACAUUGGUUCCUGAAACUGAAUUACGCAAGGCUACCAUUCCAAUCUUCUUUGAUAUGAUGCAGUGCGAGUUCCUGCAGGUAUCAGGACGCGGAUACAAGCAUAACUUUUUCCAGGUGGAAAAUCAAAUAAUCACAGAAUUAGAUGUUUUAGUGGAAGGUGGCCGAGGUGAUGAACAGUACAUGGAAUUAAUGUAUGAAACCCUCAAAGGAUUAUUUGAAAAAAAUAAGUAUAUGAUGCAACAGGGUCAAGUGUUUGUGGAAAUGAUUCGGAAAUUACUUCAGCAUUUACUUGAAUAUCGAAGUAUUAUUCGGGAUGAAGUAAAGGAACAUCGAAUGAGUUGCAUUGUCAAUUUAUUGAAUUUCUACCAAGAGAUAGAUCGCCAGGAGAUGUAUGUCCGUUAUCUCCAUAAACUGUGUGAUCUCCACUUAGACUGUGAUAAUUACACGGAAGCUGCCUGUGCCCUCAUGCAGUAUGCUAAGUUGCUGCAGUGGUCAUGUGAUCCUAUCCCCCCCAUGUUGGAAAGUGCCAAGUAUCAUGAAUGUAAAACACAAUCCGAACUCAAAGAAAAACUCUACUGUGAAACAAUAAAAUACUUUGAGCAAGGAAAGAUUUGGGAGAAAGGAAUUGAGUUGUGUAAAGAAUUGGCAAAUCAGUAUGAAAAUGAAUUGUUUGAUUAUGAAAAUUUGAGUGCCUUACUGAAAAAACAAGCAGACUUAUAUGAUAGUAUCAUGAAAAAAGAGAAAGAUCGGCACCCUCCAGAGUACUUUCGUGUUGCCUAUUAUGGUAAAGGGUACCCUUCAUUCUUACAGAACAAAAUGUACAUUCACAGAGGCAAAGAAUAUGAAAGAUUAUCAGACUUUAGUGCUCGUCUUCAAACAAUGUUCCCAAAUGCUGAGUUGUUGAAAACUCUAUCUACCCCAGGAGAAGACAUCACUUUGUCUAAUAAACAAUAUUUACAAAUUAAUGCUGUCAAUCCAAUCCAAGACCUUAAAGAACAUUUCAAAAAUAAGACUGUGAGUGAACCAAUUCUCAAGUACUAUGCAGUGAAUGAGAUCCAAAAGUUCUCUUACUCUCGACGUCUUGAUGAAAGUGUCACAGAUGUAAAAGAUAUGUGGUUGGAACGAACAAUCUUAGUCACUUCUCAUCCUUUUCCAGGGAUUUUACAAUGGUUCCCAGUUGUUUCUACUGAAGUGGUGAAAGUCAGUCCCUUGGAGACUGCUAUUGAAACUCUGGAGGGCACCAAUAAGAAAUUACGAACAUUGAUUGACCAGCACAAUAAAGAUUCAAAUUUACGGCCAGAUGCAUUAACCAUGUUGUUAAAUGGUGUUGUGGAUCCAGCUGUUAACAAAGGAAUUCUUAAUUACAAGGAGUUUUAUUCUAGUGAAUAUUUGAAGGUCAAUGAUGAAAAGAGAAACAUUACAGAAUUGGUCAGCAAACUCAAGCAACUUACUUUAAACCAGGGUAUUUUGUUGCGAGAAGCCCUCCAGGUUCACAAACGUUGUGCAUCUGAAAACCUAAAACCCUUGCAAGCCCACAUGGAGCAACGGUUUUCGGAAUUGUGUAUUCUCAUUGAAAAGGAGUGUGGCAUUAGGAUUGCUGAUAAAGGAUUUACAAGUUCAGUAAAAAGAAACCAGUCCUCGUUGUCAAUGGCAUCUCGGAACAGUAGUGGAUCGGUAGCUGGCAUGUCAGAUGUAAAUAAUACAAGUAAUUCAUCUCCCACAAUUCGGAGCAAUCCAACCAUGCGUUCUCGAUCCAUUUCAUGUGUUCAAGUGGCCAAUGCUAAUCAGGAACGGUCCAACAGUCUAACACUUACCACACCACUCAAGAACAUUAUAAAGAGGGCCUCCCAGGUCUCAGAUCAUAGCAGUAGUACCUCAAGCAGUCAACGUAAUUCUGCUGAACAGUUGAUUGAGCUUAAUGAGCAGCUAUCAACUAAACGUCCCCCCCGGCCAGAUCCUGAGCGCAGAAACAGCCGGCCUGCCAGUCAGUUUCGAUCUGAUCAGCCUCUUUCUCUUCUCAAUAUUAGUGCUUCUAGUCUAUGUUCAAACACGUCUACAAAUACACAAGAAACCUCUGAGCCAACCAGUGAUGACUCUGAAAGUUCCGGUGAGCCACCUCCUCUUCCUGAGAAACAAGCCUAUGCAGAUUACACAAACACCGUAGGGGAGGAGUCGCCAAUCAUUCCACAACGCAUGAUCACAAAAACAGGGCAAAAGAAUAAGCCUCCUCCUCCAAUUCCUGUUGAAGAAGAGAUCUUACCUCCAGUACCCCGGAAACCACCAUUGCCUCGAUAA